Molecule: messenger RNA, 1938 nt
Organism: Sphenostylis stenocarpa
Lineage: Eukaryota; Viridiplantae; Streptophyta; Magnoliopsida; Fabales; Fabaceae
Source: the annotation of a GenBank genome assembly
AUGUCUUCUCCGGGGUUCACUGGCGGAGCUGGGGCGUCGGGGUAUUUCGCCGGGGCGGGUGGUUUCAGCGGGAGAUCCAUUCCGGCGGCCACCAUGAACAACCCCAACGCCGCUGCGUCUGCCACCACCAACCUCCACCCUCUCUACCGUGCCCAACAACAGAACCUCCCCGCAAUGUUUCUAGAUCCUUCCUCGCAGAUCGCUCAACGCCAAACACCAACCCUCAUCGGUAAACGCACCCUCACAGAAUUCCAAACCUAUAACCAGACAUAUAACCAAACCAACAACAACCCUAACCACGUCCUCUCUAACCUUUUGCUUCGUUCCGUGAAGCCCCGAACCAAUUUUCCUCAGAGUUCCAUGGAUAAUUUUCCCGAAUUGCAGAACCAAAACCCUUCCGUUUACCAACCGCAGCGUUUUGGUGUUCCUUUACUUCACCAGCUCCGUCCCCAGCCCAUUAACCUUCCCAGCAACGGGCCUGGACCCAUGACGGGCCCUAAUUUCGGGUACCGGAACUCCAAUUUGGGCUUGCCACAGAACCGGGUUCGGCUAUCUGUUCCCCUCCCGGUUCCGGUUCAGGUGGCUGAACCAGAGAAGAAGAACAUCGAUCACCGGCUUCUGGAAUUGGAGAAGCAGCUUCUUGAAGACAACGACGAAGAAGGAGAAGCCGAUGCUGCAUCUGUGAUAACCACCAGCGAGUGGUCAGAGACUUAUCAGAAUUUAAUCAGUCCCGGUCCGGUUCAGAAACCGGUUUCCACGUCGCCGACUUCGUCGACCGCGUCUUCUACAUCGUCUUCUUCCUCCGUCGCAUCACCUGCUUCUGGAUGCUCGAAGCAAACGCUCAUGGAAGCCGCAUCUGCAAUUGUCGAAGGAAAACAUGACGUCGCGACGGAGAUCCUGAACCGGUUGAACGGCCCCAACCGAACUGAUAGGUUAACCGACUGCAUGGUUUCGGCGUUGAAGUCGAGGUUGAAUCCGGUGGAAUAUCCACCUCCUGUGGCGGAGCUUUUCAGCCAGGAACAUGCAGAAUCGACUCAGUUGCUUUUGGAAAACUCCGUGUGUUUCAAGGUAGGGUUCAUGGCUGCCAAUCUUGCAAUUUUGGAAGCAGCAUUUGAAGAGAAGACGGAGAACAGGUUCUGCGUGGUGGAUUUUGAGAUUGGACAGGGAAAGCAGUAUCCGCAUCUCCUCAACGCGCUUUCAGCGCGUGGUCAGAACGCGACGCUGAAGAUCGUGGCGGUGUUCGAAACCGGCGGAGAGGACAAAGUGCGUGCAGUGGGAGACAUGCUGAGUCGAAUCGCGGAGAGGAUGAGGAUAGGGUUCGAGUUCAAACUGGUGGCAACUAAGAAACUCACCGAGUUGACUCGCGAGUCCCUGGGAUGCGACGCGGACGAGGUUCUCGCGGUGAACUUUCCGUUCAAGCUGAGCAAGAUUCCCGACGAGAGCGUUUCCACUGAGAACCCUCGCGAUGAUCUUCUCCGGCGCGUGAAGGGACUGGCGCCGCGCGUGGUGACCAUCGUGGAGCAGGAGAUGAACGCAAACACAGCGCCGUUUCUGGCUCGCGUAGCCGAAACACUGUCAUAUUACAGCACGAUGUUGGAAUCAAUUGAGGCUACCACAAAUAGGGAUAACAAUAACAGCAACAACACUGACCGAUUCAGACUGGAAGAAGGACUGAGUAGGAAGUUACACAACUCAGUAUCUUGUGAAGGCAGAGAUCGUGUGGAGCGAUGUGAAGUGUUUGGAAAAUGGCGGGCGCGUAUGACCAUGGCAGGGUUCGAGCUAAAGCCACUGAGUCAAAACAUGGCCGAGUCAAUAAAAUCGCGACUCACCUCUGUCAACAACCGAGUCAACUCAGGACUGAUCGUGAAAGAAGAAAACGGUGGGAUUUGCGCUGGUUGGAUGGGAAGAACACUCACGGUCGCAUCUGCUUGGCGUUAA